AGCCAUACAAUCAAAGCCGUUGAGAGAUAUCAACGGCCAAGAUCAAUUGGGGGUGGCCAUGAAGGUGAAGAACAACUCCAGCAGUCAACGUCCUUUGAUGAGGAGCUAUGGUUUCCGGUUAGCGUCUGGACCGAGCAGAAGAGGACGAGGUCACUGA
Messenger RNA from Eruca vesicaria subsp. sativa (arugula), 157 nucleotides. NCBI's taxonomy places the organism in Eukaryota, Viridiplantae, Streptophyta, Magnoliopsida, Brassicales, Brassicaceae. The record is from the annotation of a GenBank genome assembly.